AGUUGAUCCACAACUGUGAUAAGGUACGUAUUUUAUGCAAACCCAAUGGUUGUGAGUUAGUGUUGAUGUGUCAGUUUGCUGUAUUAAAAUUCGUUCUUUAUGACCACUUUAGAGAAGGUUCGUGUGCUGGUUGUUGGAGACUCGGGUGUCGGGAAAUCAUGCUUAGUUCAUCUUAUAUGUCACAAUCAAGUUUGUUCAAAUCCUUCAUACACCAUCGGUGCUGCAGUUGAUGUCAAGAUACAUGAAUAUAAAGAAGGAACUCCAAAACAAAAGAGCUAUUUUAUAGAGUUAUGGGAUGUUGGUGGCUCUGUCAAUCAUUCUAAUAGUAGACAUGUUUUUUAUAAUCAAGUUAAUGGUAUUAUAUUAGUUCAUGAAUUAACAAAUAGGAAAUCACAGCUGAAUUUACGAAAAUGGCUCGCUGAAGUGUUAUCACGCGAUAAUGGGGGAGGAAGAUCGAAGUCAACAUCUGAGUAUGACCCGGAGCAGUUUGCAGGAUGUCAAGUACCUAUUUUAGUCCUGGGAACCAAAGCUGACCAAGUGGACAGUAAACGUGAAGCUUAUCUAUCAAAUACUUCUCUCAUAGCUGAAGAAUGCGGGGCAGAUGAGUUUAACUUAGAUUGUUUGAAUGUAAAGCACUUAGCUCCUGGUUCUACAAAUUCUGUGAAAUUAUCCAGAUUUUUUGAUAAGGUUGUUUUCCGGCGUUUUUAUCAAUACCCAGCGAGGGACUCUCCCCAAAAGGUGAUUGACAGAAGACAGGUGAGCAGAGAGAGUUCACAGGUCGGUUACAACUUCAAACAUGCUAGCAAAUUUUAAGUUUGUUGUUGGAUUUUGGGUCACAUCAAGAUCGACGUAGACUAAACAGCCAGAAGAGCUUCCACAUGGAUUAAUACCUCAUUCAGAUCAUGUACUACAGCCACUUCCUAUGUUCUCAUGUUAAACAAAUGUAAAAGAGCAAAGAUGUCUGUAGGUGUGGUUCUACUGCAUAUCGAUAUAGAAACAGUUCUCAUUGGUUCCUAAUUGGAUUUCCAAAAAGGACCGUGUAUUUUGACUUCACAUGGAACUUUUUUAUGGUGGUUGAUAUUGCAUUAAUACUUUACAUAUAAGAUGUCAUUAAUACUCAGAACGCAAUUCAAAAUGACUGAAGAAUUGACCUUUUAUAUAAAGGUAUAUUACAACAAAUUUUUGCAUGACUGAAAAGUUGCAAACAAUGAUGAUUCUGUGGAUCUGAAUAAUGACUUAUCUAUGUUGGAAUUCUCCUAUCUAGAGUAUUGUGGUGGUACAUGUUGAGGUGCAGGUGGUAGCUACUGUAUGUGUACUGAAUUGUGACCCUUAGCCUAUCUUAGUAAUAUCCAUGAUCCUACAUUUAAUGGCUCAGUUUCCAAUUGUAACAUAUACAGCCAUGGAAAUUAGUUGGGGAAUUGAAGCAGGUGCCCUGGAAAAUCAAGUACCUGACUUAACCACAAAAGCGUGAUCAGAAAGUAAGAUCAGUUGGAUUGGAUUUGGAUUAGA
Molecule: messenger RNA, 1509 nt
Organism: Anneissia japonica
Lineage: Eukaryota; Metazoa; Echinodermata; Crinoidea; Comatulida; Comatulidae
Product: rab-like protein 3
Exons: 9
Coding region: 100-813 (237 amino acids)
Biological process (GO): intracellular protein transport
Cellular component (GO): endomembrane system
Molecular function (GO): GTP binding; GTPase activity
Source: RefSeq, a predicted model, not a curated record